AUGAACAAUAAUUCAAUUUACCGCUGUACUAUACUAUCGCUAGUACUAAUUAGUAGGUUAAAAUCCGUUAUUUCGGAUCCCUACGGUAGUACUCAACCUGGUUACCCUGAGGGUGGUUUUGUAGAUCCCAACACUCAAUACUACGGCUACGAUCAAGGCUACGGGGGACAGUAUGAUCCUGGAUACGCAUACGGUUAUGAUCAAGGAUACGCAGGUUACGGUUAUGGUUACGAUCAAUCAUAUUCUCAACCCUCUGAACAAGCAUAUCCACAACAAUACGACCAGGCUUAUGGACAAUUAUACGACGAGGCUUUUGGACAAUCAUUCGACCAGGCUUACGGACAAUCAUACGAUCAAGCUUACACCCAAGGUUACGAUCCUUCAUAUUCUCAAUUCAUGGGUCAGGGUUACGGUCAACAAUUUCCCGAUCCCUACUCUCAUCAAUACUCACAAUCCCCCGAUUACUUUCAAGACCAGGGAUUUCAAGACUUUGAUGUUGUAGAUAAGCAUCAUUACACGAGACAACACAAAGGACAAGCUUUCGUUCCCGCAUUUACACGAGGGCCCAAACCAACACAUAAAUCGCAAUAUCAACCCGAAUUCCCAGAAGAGGAUUUCACUUCAGGGAUUUUUGAUCAUGUGUCAAUUCAAGAUCCUUAUGACACACGUUCCGAAAGAUCAUUCACUAAACUCAAAUCUACGUCCUCUAGCCACCACAAACAACCAUCCGAGCACAAAAAGCAACCAGGAAACUUUAGAACAAUAUUGCUGGACAUAAGCAGAAAGAAAUCGACCAAUUCAGUAAUUUACGAUUACGACGAUAAAUCAAGAACACACACAUUCUCUGCAGCUGAAGGAGUAUUGUUCGAAGGGGCAAUAGAUGAAAACGCAGAGCAGGUGUGGGUGUCGGAACCUAAUAGAUACGCAGACAAGCUGACAGUCUUGGAGAAGUCGCCCGGAGUCUUUGAAAUUAAGGCCUUCGUGCCAGUAGAGGGAACAUCCAGCUCGGAUAUGGAAAUGGAGAAGCCGCAUCUGCCAGCACACAGGGUUUUGGAUAAGAAAACUGGAAGGUCUGCGGAACAGCCAAAGUUCCAGAGCCAAGUAGUGCGGCACCACGAUCCAUAUCAAGAAUAUGAAAUGGCACAUAGACAUAGAGACACCGAACACCGGACGAGAAGGACAAUUGAUAUUGACUUAUUGAACAGGUGGAGCACAGACCAGGUACAUUAUCACUUCAACAAAAGGUACUUCAUUCACAGUUUUAAGCCCAAGGCAGGAUUGAGAAUCCGCAAAAUCACAAAGGGCGACAGAGUUAAGUACGUGCAUCAGUCAGGGCCUCUCCCCGACGAAGUAAUUAUUAUUGUGUUGCCAGACAACAGCGAAGUCAUGAGAGUGCUUUUCCCAUCCGCAGAGGACGUGGCUUCAGAUCAAGAGUACGUGAUGGCGCCAGCCAGUCCGAAUUUGGUUGAUAUUGAUAUUAAGAGGUUCGAAAACUCUAGAGGAGUCAAGUAUACCUAUGACAAAAACUAUGAUAUACACAGGUUCACAUGUGAGCCGAAUCAUCUCAUUAAAAAGGUCCUGAAGCAAGGAGUGGCAGUGCGUCAGUUCCCAGAUAACGAAUGUCCAGACAGAGUACUCAUAUUUAAAAUUCCAGGAAAGGGAUCAACACUUAGAGUGUUGUACCCAGGACAAGAUGAAGGUAUUGAUGGAAUACUCAGGGUAUUGAAACCACGAGAACCAGAGAAGGUUGAAGAGGUAAAACCAACCCUUAUAACUGUUAACGUCAAGGACCUUCAGAGCACAAGUAAGAUUGAAUUUAGAGAGGAACCAGACGGUACGAGAGUGUUUGUAUGUAAGUCAGGAUACCUGAUUAAUAGGAUUGUUGCCGAUCAGGCGGUGUUAGAGGCAUUCAGUAGUAACUUUCCCAAUAAAGUGACAGUUUCCCUAGACCAAUACGGCAAGAGAGUGGUUGAUUUUUCAACACCAUUUAAGCCUGAGUAUAUAACACUGGACAUUAGAGCAAAGAAAGAUACUAGCCAGUUCAAGUUUGAAAUGGAUGCUAAGGGGCGAUACGUAUACUAUGCAAAUAGACCCUACUUGUUCUAUGAGGUAAGAAAGGAUAACGAUUUAUUGUGGUACUCGAGAGACGGAAGAUAUCCGGAAAAAGUGUAUAUAAUUCCUGUUGAAGGGUCGAAGCCAAUACUCAGAGUGUUUUACCCUAAGGAUAUGACAUUCCCCAAGUUGACGAAGAUAGAAGGGUAUAGACCAGACCUGUAUAAAGCACACGAGUUUGAAGAGCCACCAGAGCCUCCGGAGCCACAUGAAACAAAGCCAGCGAAGAGACAAGAGCCACAAAAGCCUAUGAAAACAUUUGAACCGACUAAAGUUGAGCCGACUACUAAGACAACUAAACAGGUACAGGACGACGUUAAAUCAACUAAGUCAACUCAACAACUACCAGUUAUAAAAGUAGAUGGUAAAAUUCAAAUUGUAGAUGGUAAGGGUAGAGAGACAAAUGAUAAGUUGCACGCAGCUCCUCUAAACCUAUCACACCGCAAGAACACUGACUCAUAUGCAUACUACGCCACAGAAAAGUUGGGAACAUAUAAAGCAAACGUGGGAUACGGAUUUAAUCUUGUUAAUGAAAAAGAAAAUCACAAAAUUUGGGACACCACAGUUCCAGAGGAAUACGCAGUUGAGGUGUACGCAGACGGUAUCGGAAUGUUUGCGCACAUGAGUAACGUAACCUUAUACUUGGCUAAUAAACAGUACAUACAUUACCACAAACAUGAAGGCAAAACAUGGAUUACUAUACCUCCUAUACUCGAGCUUGAUAUACAUCACAAAGCAUCAACAUUACAAUCUUACAUGUUUUCCGCAAACUAUAACUUCCUUUUCAAUAAGGUUAUUGACAAAGGUAAGGUAAUAUGGGAUUCACAGGGUUUACGUGAGUGUGUCACGGUUACUGUUAAAGAGGAUGGACAAACUGGCAUGGAGGUAACGGUGCACCUACCAGACGGUGUAGUAUCGUUUAGAAAAGAUAAGACAACGGAUCAGUGGGUUGAUUUAGACGCACAGGACGGAUCAGGACAGAAGGCAGCAAUGACAAUGAACGCUAUGACUGACUUGGAAAUUAUGAGAGCAUUUGACGUAGGGAAGAUUACGAUAAUCACGGUUGACCCCAAUGAUGUUACGAAACACAUGGAAAAUGACGAAAACGCAUACGAUAAAAAGGUGGACGGAGAAGAUCAUUCGUUUGAAUUUCAUCGUAACAAUAAGUGCACGGAGGUCAAGUAUGAUGGUAAGAUGUUUUGGAACUAUGAUGAGAAAAAACACGCUUUAAUAUACCCCAAGUGUGUCAAGUUUGAAAAGAAGAGUCUCCUGAUAGCAGUCGACUUUGGAGUCAUUGCUCUGAUGUACAAGUUUAAUGGACAAGUGAUGAGUUUCUCAUAUGCGAAGAAGCCAGAACCAAUUGAAGUUGACAUGAGCAAGAGCGAAAUAGUAGGGCAACCAAGCACCACAGCGACUGUACGCUCACUAGAAAAGGAUGCUAUUUCCAAAGAAAUCGAGAAUGACAUAGUAACAUACACUACAAAGGACCAAUACGCAAUGAACCCAGUCAAGUACAAAGCGCAAGUCCUAGAUCCUAAAUACAGCUUCAUAGAGGCAAUAGGACGCUGUGUUAAGAGGACUUAUGAAAAUAAACACCCAGUGACACUCAACAUCAGAGACCUAUUCACGGAAGAGGAAAUAGAAUGCGACGAUAUAGCAAAAAAAAUUACCACAUACACGGCAAAAGGUAAUUUUGUGUUCAAAAAAAUCAACGUCAAUUCAAGUAAGAUUUGGGAAACGUCAUCGCCCGGAGAAUACGGGAUCAUCGUGGAAUACGACAAGGAAGACAAAAACAUAAAGAUUUAUAAACUCAAUGGGACUACUGAAAGACACACAUUCCAGGUAGCACCGGCCGAAAUAGGCAACCUAUUCACACUAAACAUUUUACGCAAAAUAACCACCGCGAAAUAUAGAUACUCACGAAACAAUGGUUCAGACGUGUUCACGUGCUUCGAAUCAUUCUUGAUCUUUAGAGUUAAAAGAGGUGACGACGUUCUUUUCACCUUUGAGGAUAAGGUGUACCCUUAUCAAGUGGUAGUUGGGCCGAAAAAGAAUGGAGAACGUAAAAUAGAAUGCCACUUCUCUCUUAAACCGAACAAUGUGCUCAUGAUUAAGUCGAAAACUAUUGUGGAUAACAAACAAGAACAGGAUAAACAAAGUGUCGAAGAGGAGGCUCUCAGCAGUAAGGAGGAAGAUGAGGAAGAGGAUGGUUACGAAUUAUCCGAACCUGUCUUCCAGGACCAGGAAGAGGAGGAGUAUAAGGAGGAAGAAGUUAACAAACCGCGAGAGAUAAACUUGCAGGACAGCUCCUCAGACGAUGAAGAUUCUCCUGAGUGCUUCGACACCAAGGGACUUAAACUCAUGGGCCUGAACCUUAGCGGAAAAGAAGCCGAACUUGACCUGUCCAGGUUCACUUUAAAGCAACACGUGAUAAACAAGGACAUUCUCGUCUUCGACUUUAAAAGAAACGUACAGUGCGUAAGAAUAAAGCACAAGGACAUAGACGUUUGGUUCCUCGACACGAGCCCUCUGACGAACCACGACCUCGACGACGACUCAGACGACGUUGGAUCUGAAAUCAGUGAUACUGUGGAGUCUAACGGUAAACGCUCAACGGGCACACAAACGAAGCGCUCAUUAGACGACUCGUGGAUCCACAAAUACCCAGUUAGCGUGGCCUACAACACCAACGAACUGGUGAUAUGGAUCGUAUUUUGGACCACGUACCUGGAGUUCAUGUGCUUGGACGGAACAUGGUACCAGAAAGUUGGCACGCCUUCGUACCUGGACACAGUCGAUAAAAAGGGGCUCGAGAUAUUUACGCUUACAGACUACGGAAACAUACGCCAGAACGACGAAUUGAAGUUUACGGUUACUGAAUCAGGCAUUCAAACGUCGACUCUGGUGUUUGCCUUCAGGGAAGGCUCCAAGUGCCUACUCGUAAAGCACAUGGGCAAGAAGCUAUGGUCGCGCAGAGACGAUGUCACGCCCCUGUUAAACUACGAAAGGGAGUACCCUUCUAAGAUCGUGUACCACGUGCAAGCCAAGACGAUAUUUAUUUUAUUCACCAACUCAUACCUCGGAUACGUGUUCAUGCAGAAGAAGUGGGAGUUAAAGGUCAACAAGCCGAAAGCAGAAAAUUAUAAACAGGUUAACGGUCCCACAGAUAGUCCACGCCCUGAGCCAGCGGAAUCAGCUGAGACACAAGAUACUGAAGCUGAUCAAUCCACGACCGUAAGCGCCGAUGAGACAACGGAUGAUGGAAAUAUCAGUAAAGUAGAAGAUUGUGGAUCCGUUGAACCAACUACUUAUGAAGCUAGCGGUUCAGUUCAAUUAAGAAGUGAAGAUAAUACCCAAGCUGAAGCAACUGAGUCACAAGAAACCGAUUCAAAUGCUAGUAAUGAAAACGGAUCAUCUGAUAUUAAGGACAAUGAUACAAAGGAGAAUGGAGAGGGUGAGUUAAAGGAGAAUGAAGAGAACGAGUUAAAGAACAAUGAACAGGAGCCUAGUGGUAGCGGUCAUCGUGACCAAUCAAAGACACAUGAAAAUGAGUCAAAGGAAAAUGAACAAAGUGCUUGUGAAGAUAACGAAAGAACGGUUAAUGAAGAAAAUGUGUCAAAGGAAAAUGAAGAAAUUGCUAGUGAAGAGAACGAAUCAACGCCUAAUGAAGAGAAUCAGCAAAAGGAUAUAGAAGAUGAUACAUCUGACAUGAUGUUUGGCUCGAUUGAGGCGUGUGCGCAGCCGCAACGAACCAAGAAAGUCGUCAAGAGUGCCGGGGGUAACGGCGAGGAAGCGAUGCCCACUGCCACUGCCCAGAUGACCGAAUCCAUUGAGGACUCCAAUACGAGGUUGUCGACACACCUCUGGACCCAUGUGGAUAAAGUCUCUGAUCACAGAAAACUUUCAAUCUUUUGGAACAACCAAAUGGAAUCGAUGUAUUACACGGUUCUAGACGGCAACAAUGGGAGCAAUUUGACGAUUUUGGACAUUAACGACCGAGUUAGCACUAAGAAGGUCGAAUACGAGUACGACGAGGAUAACGACAUCCACAUUUAUAGUGCAAAGGACCCCUAUAUUCUAGACACAGUAAAGAAGGGGAACAAUGUGAUUUGGAGCCACGAGGAGGGGCCCUACCCUGACACGGUCCUCAUCUUCAAGGAUGAGAACAACCAGCCCGUAGUGCGCGUUGUUUUCCCAAGCGAUGUGUCCUCUCAACGCUCCACCUCCGUCUCGAAGCAAACUGAGAGCACAGUUCCCAGGUCGCAGAGAGAGCGGGACCAAAUCGUCGACCCCAUCAAAAAGCUCAUUCUUCUCAACCUCAAAAACACCGCAAGCACUCAGCUCAUUCACUACGAGUACGACCAGGAGGCUGACACACACACGUUCACUUCAGCCUAUCCCUACCUCUUCGGCCUUAUCAAGAAGGGCAACACCGUCAUCUGGGAGCCUGAAAAGGACAACUACCCAGACACGGUCCUCAUAUUCCCAGACUCACCCGGGAACUACACUAUGAGGAUGUUAUUCCCAGACAAACUCCCUUCAACCCCAAGGCCACUUUUCACUCCCGAGGGGCACGACCUCCACCGGGAGCCAUCUUUAAUUCCAAAGUCAUCCCACGAACGCCCAGAAAUAUCCAAUGAGCCGCUGCCCGUCGAGCUCAACAUUGACUACCGGUGGAGCCACCCGAAGUUCGACUACUCGCAGUCCGACAACGUCGGCACCUACAGGUCCCGACAGGGCUACGCCUUUUCCAGAGUUACCAGCGACGACAAGUUCCUAUUCUUCAAGUCGCAUUCGCUCCUGUGGCAGGGGCUGGCCUACACCGAGUACGCUCGCAAGGUCAACCUCGUCAAGUACGAGUUUGACGAAAUGUUCGAGAUUACUCUCUAUCUCCUCAGUGGCUUUAAGAAGAAGUUCGUCAAGCACAAGGACCUCCCCUGGACUGCCAUUGACCUGUCCCAAACGAACCCUGUGGUCAUAAGUGUCCGCUCUGUCUACGACACGUACUCUUACACCAACACCUACUCGGGCAAGGUUCGGACCCUGGAGCCCAAGCCGCACUUCUCAUUCAGCGGAGUCCGUGACGGAACUGACGUCAUUUGGCACACUCUCGACCCGGAACAGUAUUCCAAUAAAAUCAAUGUGAUUGGGAACAAGUUUAUCAUUCACUUGAAAAACGGGAAGGAAAAGGUUUACGAAUUAAUAGACGAAGUGUGGACUGAGAAGAUCUAG
Molecule: messenger RNA, 7344 nt
Organism: Theileria orientalis strain Shintoku
Lineage: Eukaryota; Apicomplexa; Aconoidasida; Piroplasmida; Theileriidae
Exons: 6
Coding region: 1-7344 (2447 amino acids)
Source: RefSeq, a predicted model, not a curated record